UCAAAGUCACCGGUUGACUCACUGUUGUUGAAGUCUUCCUCAGAUCGAUGACAUAAAAUUUGCAAGAACAACUUGCUCACUAUUCCUCAAGACCGGCGGCGAUAUUCCUUCUUCUCUACUAAGAUUUUCUGAAAUCUGUUAAAUUUAACUAGAAGAGUUGAAAGCAGGUGAACAUAGUAGGCGAAGAUGGCCUCAGUUGCAGUUGAUCAUGUGAUUGGCACAAUAAUGUCUGCUCUUCAAGAGGAAGCAACAUUGUUAGUAGGUAUCAAAGAUGAACUUGAGGAAAUCAGCAAAGAACUUGUAAGCAUGAGAUCUUUUCUACAAGAUGCUGAGAGAAACAAAGUCAUGUCAAAAGGAGAGGAGACAUGGGUUGCAGAGGUGAGGGACACUGCACACCAAAUAGAAGACCUCAUUGAUGAGUACAUGUAUUACAUGUAUCGGAAACAAUAUUCAACAGUCGCCCAUCGAAUUUUUCUUACUCCAAAAUCUCUUUUGGAGAAGCGUAGGAUUGCCUCUAAGCUACAACAGAUCAAUAAAAACAUCAUAGGGAUGGAUGAGAGGAGAAAAAGAUUUGGAAAUGAUCAUGUAGAAGGUUCCAAUGCUCACUGCGAUUUGACAUUAUACCCAAGGGAUUCAGCGGUUUUUAUGAAAGAAGAUGAUGUUGUAGGGUUUGUAGAUGAAAGCCGAUUGUUGAAAACAUGGUUAAUAGAUGGCGAAAAGCAUUUAACUCUCAUUUCAGUGGUUGGAAUGGGAGGAUCUGGUAAGACAACUCUAGUUGCCAAGACCUGCAACAAUGAAACUGCAAAGUCCUAUUUUGAUUGCUAUGCGUGGGUUACUGUCUCUCAGACAUAUGCGAGAGAUGAUUUACUCAGGAAGUUAAUCAAAGAAUGCCAUGAAUCAGGGAAGGCACGAGUUCCUAAUGAUUUGGGUACAAAGGACUUCAAAGACCUCGUAGAAUAUCUUAUUGGUUAUUUGAAGCAUAAAAAAUACCUAGUUAUCUUGGAUGAUGUGUGGGAUAUAAGCUUAUGGGAGAACAUAAAGGCAUCACUUCCAAAUAAUGAGUUUGGAAGUCGGAUUAUAUUUACAACUCGAAAUGAAGAUGUGGGAUCUUUUUCUUCCAAUGUUAGAAGUCACAUGCUUACUAUUAAACCGCUGAAGAAUGAAGAAGCAUGGGAUCUUUUUUGCAAGAAAGCAUUUUUCAGCAAUCCUGAUAAAUCUUGUCCAGAAGAACUUAAACCUCUAGCAUUAGAACUGGUGGGAAAAUGUGAUGGACUACCUCUUGCAAUUGUGGCUUUAGGUGGUGUCAUGUCUUCCAAAAAGUCAACAAGUGAGUGGAGUAGUGUUUGGGACAACUUGAAUUGGCAACUGAACAGUAAUCCAAGGCUAGAAAUAGUCAAGAGCAUUUUGCUACUUAGUUUCAAUUACUUGCCAUCUCCAUUAAAGUAUUGUUUCUUGUAUUGUUGCCUCUUCCCAGAAGACUAUAAAAUUCGACGACAAAGGCUCAUUAGACUAUGGAUAGCGGAAGGAUUUAUUCAGAAUGUUGACAGGACUACACCAAAUGAAGUUGCAGAAAGUUAUUUCAUGGAACUCACACUUCGGAGCAUGCUUCAAGUUGGAAGCAGAAAUGCAUGUGGGAGACCAAGAGCUUGCCAGAUGCAUGAUCUUUUGCGUGAAAUUGGUAUAUCAAUGUUGGAGAGAGAGAAGUUUGGUGUAGUAUAUGAUGGAAAAAUAAAGAUUAAAGAAUGCCAACUUCAUCAAGCUCGUCGCUUGUCUAUUCAAACAACUAAUGGAGACCUUCAGUCAUAUGGCAAUAUGAGACGUCUUCGUUCACUACUUGUAUUUGUGGAUAGUUCUGUGUCUUUCUCGAGCACAUCGUUGCCAAAUUUGAAGUUAAUGAGGUCUUUAGAUUUGGAAAAUGUCGCGAUUAAUAUCUUACCAGAAGGAUUGGGGACUCUAUUGAACUUAAGGUACUUGAACUUGAGAGGAACCCAGGUGCAAAAGCUUCCCAAAUCUAUUGGAAAACUGAGAAACCUUGAGAGUUUAGACAUCACGAAUACAAAAGUAAAAGAACUUCCGAGUGAAGUAGCUGAGUUACAGAACUUGUAUCAUCUGAUUAUGUGGAGCAAGGGGAUUGCAAAUAACUUGGGAGAUUUUUUGUAUCUCAAUGGACUGCAAGUACCAUUUAAAAUUAGCAAAUUGAAGAAAUUGCAAGUCUUGUAUUAUAUUGAAGCCAAAGGUGACAUAAUAAGACAACUUGGGAGUAUGACCCAACUGAGGAGAAUGGGCAUUUCAAAUUUGAGAGAAGCGGAUGAGCAUGACUUGUGCUCUUCAAUCCUGAACUUGAAACUAAUACGCACCUUGCGUCUCUAUGUGAAUAAUGAAGCAGAGUUCCUUCGAAUGGAUGCACUGGAAACACCCCCACCCCAACUUCAAAAGCUUGGUUUGCAUGGGAAACUAGAAAGGGUGCCACAUUGGUUUUGCUCGCUUCAAAACCUAACAUCAUUAGGAUUGCUUGGGUCUAGCUUGGAGGAAGAUCAACUCCCUCAUGUUGCAGCGCUACCCAAUUUGGGACGCGUUACUCUAAUUAAUUCCUUCGUCGGAGAAAAUCUACAUUUCUACAGUGGAUUUGCUAAGCUUAAAGAGUUAUACUUGUUUAAGUUCCGUCAACUGAAAGGAAUUAUUAUAGAGAAGGGGGCUAUGCCAGAUAUCCAGAAAUUGUGGAUUGAUUCCUGCUUUGCGUUGGAUGCAGUGCCUCGAGUAGCAACGACAUCGUUUUGCACAUUUAUUCAUAUAUCUGUUGUUUCAAACGGCGUCGCAUCUGUUCACAAUUGCAUCAGCUUUCUUCGUGUGAGGCUCAAAGUUCACGGCAGCGAAACCUACUCAACGGACUACCGGCGGCGACACCAUUACGCCGUCCGAAAAGCUUCAUGGCAAGAGCUAGAUGAAGUUUCUGAUAUUCUCGGUGAUUCCAUCCACGACAGCGGUGAAAUCCCUUACCAAUACGCGCUAUCGGUGUUUCGCUCCAAUGCCAUAUGGAGGAGAAGGAGAAAGUUUUUACGGGAAUCUUCCAUGUUUCAGGCGGCCGCGAAGGGCCGUAAAGAGAGUUGGUUGGGAAUGCUUCCAGGAACAUGGGCAUAUGUGAGUGCUGGCGCAUUUGGCCGUGCAAUUAUUCAAGAAGAAUCUGAUAUUGGAUUAACUGGAGGGAACAAUUCACUGUUGACUCUUGGGCUGGGUUUAUUGGCGACAGCUUUAGCCGCGUAGUAUGUAACAAGGCUUGCAAAGGAUGCGGUGAAAGAUAUUGAGUAGAAGCAAGAAGAUUGGGUUUAACAAGGCAAGUUAAUGACAAGAUGACUGAAAUUGUAAGUUUACGAGGAUCAUCAUGUAAAUCCAUUUGUAUUAUUUGAUCCAAUCUCAUCCAUCUUUUUUCCUCCCAGUCCCUGUAAAUUAGGGAUUCUUUAGAUUUGCUAUAUAGCUAAAUAAGCAUUAUAGCAAAAUGAGCGCAAUUCUAGUUUUAUAUAUUUAUUUUUUGGAAAAAAAGUAUCUCUACUUAUUUUAUCAGUAUUCUUCUUUUGA
Messenger RNA from Manihot esculenta (cassava), 3573 nucleotides. RefSeq names its product disease resistance protein RPM1. The coding region runs from base 187 to 3261 and encodes 1024 amino acids. The transcript is spliced from 7 exons. Gene Ontology annotation, biological process: defense response to other organism. The record is from RefSeq and is a predicted model, not a curated record. Gene Ontology annotation, molecular function: ADP binding; oxidoreductase activity. NCBI's taxonomy places the organism in Eukaryota, Viridiplantae, Streptophyta, Magnoliopsida, Malpighiales, Euphorbiaceae.